Molecule: messenger RNA, 810 nt
Organism: Yamadazyma jaroonii
Lineage: Eukaryota; Fungi; Ascomycota; Pichiomycetes; Serinales; Debaryomycetaceae
Source: the annotation of a GenBank genome assembly
AUGAAUGGUCAAGCCAUUAUAGAUGCAUCGUUGUUUAAUACUUUUAAUAUUGUAGAAGGUAAUACUCAAAAUGAUAAAGAAAUACGAUUUGGUAUUGAUUUAAACCUUAUAAAUUAUGCCUUUGAUAACUUAUCUGCCAGUACAGUAUGUUAUUUGAGUUACAAUGGGGAAGGUAGUCCAUUUAUUAUAGAAUUUGAAGAUAAUAUCAUGAGUGAAUCAAUAGAAUUCUUAACCUUUUAUCUUGAUCUCACUUACCCUUAUGAUGAUAUUGAUAAUGAUGAUGAAGGAUUUGAUUUGGUGGUGGACUAUAACGAAUUACAAUAUGAAUUGAUUCUAAAAAGUGAUGUGUUUGAGAACUUAUUAUCUGAUUUAAUCAAUAUUAAUACCCAAACUGUUUAUAUUUAUCUUUCUAAUUACUUCAAGAACGAAUUAUCAUUCAUAAGUCUUGGACCUAUUGGUCACUCGAAGCUAAUUUAUCCUUCAGAACGAAAUAUACUUGAAAAAUUGGAGAUUCAUAGUAAAGAAUCAAAUGUUGUAUCGAGUUUCAAGUUUCAAAAUUUCAUAAAAAUCUUCAAAAGUGUCAAAUUACUGAAUAAGUGUAAAAUAACUAAAGGUCUUAAUGGAGUAUUUGCUUUACAAUUGAUUUGUAAAGAUUCAAAUAAUAAUAAUUAUGUGGGGACGUUGAUAACUAUUAAUAUGUUGGAAAUAGAUAGUGAUUUAGAUAUCAGCAAUUUGAAUAUUUUUGAUGAAGUUGAAGUUCCAGUUAAGCGUAGGAAAGUUAAUGAGAUAGAGGUACCUUUGUUUUUGUGA